Messenger RNA from Protomyces lactucae-debilis, 978 nucleotides. RefSeq names its product WD40-repeat-containing domain protein. The record is from RefSeq and is a predicted model, not a curated record. The transcript has a single exon. NCBI's taxonomy places the organism in Eukaryota, Fungi, Ascomycota, Taphrinomycetes, Taphrinales, Protomycetaceae. The annotation marks the transcript as partial. Gene Ontology annotation, molecular function: protein binding.
AUUAUGACCAAACGGCAAAGGGAAGACCAAGUGCCGGAGACUUCAGCUCCCUCCUCUACCGUUAGGAUCGCUGUUGGCACCUACGAGCAUGUCUUGCAUGGCUUUGACGCCGUCAUCAGCAUGCAAAAGGACAAGCUUACUUGCGUCUUCAACCGCGUAUGGCUCUUUGAAGCGCACACAGCCCAAGUGCGUUCUUUGGCUGUCGGUGGACGGUAUCUAGCCAGCGGUGGUGUCGACGAGAUUGUCAAACUCUAUGACCUUCGGAAACGCAAAGACCUCGGGUCUCUUCUCUCACAUGACGGCACCGUGACCACGAUCCAAUUCGCUCCCUGUGCAGCAGGCGAGCAGCCCCAGCAUAUGCUCACUGCUGAUGAAAAUAACAAGCUCAUCAUCUGGCGUGUGCGUGAUUGGACGCCGCAAAUUCAGCUUGCCACACGGCAUGGCAAGGUCAACUCCCUAUCUAUCCACCCUUCCGGCAAAAUCGCCUUGUCUGUGGGCGCCGAUUGUAAUGUGAGAUUAUGGAACUUGGUCACUGGGAAAAAGGCAGCCGCGCAUUCGCUCAUUAUCAAGCCUGCCCCUGGCACACCAAAACCUCUGAGACGCGAAUCGGCAGAAGGCCUACAGGUCGCAUGGAACACACAAGGAGACGCGUAUGCGAUUCUGUUUGAAAAGAGCAUCAAACUCUAUGACAUGUCUGCUGCCCUGCAACAUACAUUCUCUGCCGGUACUUCCAAAUUUCAUGCUAUGCGGUACAUGACUCUACCAGAUGGUCAGGAAUUACUCGCUGCAUCACUCGACUCGGGCGUCAUUCAAAUGCUCGACCCAGUCAAGCAAGAACUCGAUUCUGAGCUGACUGGUCAUGCAGCCCGCGUCAAGUGUUUAGAUGUACAGACCGUCACGCCACAGGGAGCAACAGACUCGUUACUCCUUCUGUGCAGUGGAAGUACAGACGGCCACAUCAAAAUUUGGACUCAAGGG